Molecule: messenger RNA, 549 nt
Organism: Hordeum vulgare subsp. vulgare (domesticated barley)
Lineage: Eukaryota; Viridiplantae; Streptophyta; Magnoliopsida; Poales; Poaceae
Product: dnaJ homolog subfamily B member 3-like
Exons: 2
Coding region: 1-549 (182 amino acids)
Cellular component (GO): cytosol
Molecular function (GO): protein-folding chaperone binding
Source: RefSeq, a predicted model, not a curated record
AUGGUGAACCCGUCGGAGCUCUACCACCGGAUCCUCGACGUCCCCAGGGGCACCUCGUUGCAGGGGCUCCGCGCCGCGUACAAGGGCCUCGCCAGGAAAUGGCACCCCGACAAGCACCCGCCGGCCUCCAAGCCCGAGGCCGAGGCGCGCUUCAAGGCCAUCACCGAGGCCUACGAGGCGCUCCUAGACCAGCAGGAGAACAGGGCGGUGUUCGGGGUGUGCAACGACGACCGGGCCAGCGAGAUGUUCGGGACGUUCGGCUCCGGAGGCGGCGGCGGCGCGCGCAUGGCGAGGACGCGCAGCGACGACUUCUCCAUGAGGAGCGCGCCCGCCACGCCGGCCAGGGAGUUCACCAAGGUCUACAGCUCCGGCAACACGGGCGGGCGCCGCGCCUUCGCCGAGUUCUUCAGCUCCAUCAUGCGCAAGGCGCUGCCGCUGGAGCGCACCCUCGAGUGCAAGCUGGAGGAGCUCUGCCGGGGCAGCAAGAAGCAGGUCAAGUUCACCCGCGACGUCGUCACCAAGAACGGGUACUGCUCGUAUGGAAUGUAA